This is a messenger RNA of Myiozetetes cayanensis, 1315 nucleotides long. It is a transcript of the gene QPCTL, whose product is annotated as glutaminyl-peptide cyclotransferase like. Gene Ontology annotation, molecular function: zinc ion binding; glutaminyl-peptide cyclotransferase activity. The record is from RefSeq and is a predicted model, not a curated record. Lineage: Eukaryota; Metazoa; Chordata; Aves; Passeriformes; Tyrannidae.
CGUGGCCUGCGCAUCAAGCCCCGCCCCUCCGCUCGGGCCUCCCUCCGGCCCCGCCGUUUCCCGCCGAGGCCCCGCCCCUGCUGAGGCCCCGCCCCUGCUGAGGCCCCGCCCCCGCCAUGCGCCAGGUCCCCUCCGGGUCCCGCCGCCCCCGGGCCGCGGGUUCGAGUCCCGGUCCCGGCCCGGGGCCGCUCCCGGGGUCUGUCCCGGCCCGGGGGUCGCGCUCGGGGCCGCUCCCAGUGCCGGGGCCGCUCCUGGGGCUCCUGCCGAGCCUCCCCCGCGCGGCGCGGCCGCUGCUGCCGCUGCUGCUCUUGUUGUUCUUGGCCACCGCCUCCUUCCUGUUCAUCGCUUGGCCCGCCCAGAAACCCGUCCCGCAUCAGGCGGUCCCCCCCGGCCCCCCCUCGGAGCAGGAGCUGCGGACGCUCCUGGCCCGCCUGGACCCCCCCCGGCUCUGGGGGACCUUCCUGCGGCCCCUCCUAAGGGAGAGGGUCCCGGGGGGGCCCGGCAGCCGCGCCGCCAGGCAGCACAUCGUGGCCCAGCUGGGGUCCCUGGGGGCCGGGUGGCACGUGGAGCUGGACACGUUCUCCGCCCCCACACCCCGGGGCAGGGUCACCUUCUCCAACGUGGUGGCCACGGUGGCCCCCAGGGCCCCGAAAAGGCUGGUCCUGGCCUGUCACUACGACACCAAGGUGGUCCCUGGGGGCCCCUUCGUGGGGGCCACGGACGCGGCCGUGCCCUGCGCCCUCCUGCUCGAGGUGGCAGCAGCCCUGGACCCCCUCCUGGGGGGAGCCAAGGACAAGGAGGCGCCAGUGACGCUGCAGCUCCUGUUCCUGGACGGGGAGGAGGCGUUCGGGGAAUGGAGCGACUCCGACUCCCUGUACGGAGCCCGGCACCUGGCCCAGAGGAUGGAGGGGAGGGGACACGGGCCAGGAGGGACAGAGAUCACUGCCAUGAGCCUGCUGGUGUUACUGGACCUGCUGGGAGCCCCCCACCCCUCCAUCCACAGCCACUUCCCCCAGACCCACCACUGGUUCCUGCAGCUCGUCAGCAUCGAGCAGCGGCUGCGUCGCCUGGGGCUGCUCCACGCGGCCCCCGGACCCCCAUUCUUCCGGCUCACCCCGGGGCCCGUGGAGGACGAUCACGUCCCGUUCCUGCGGCGGGGGGUCCCGGUUCUCCACCUGAUCCCCACCCCCUUCCCGGGGGUCUGGCACACCCCGGGGGACACCGAGGCCAACCUGGACCCCCCCACGGUGCAGGACCUGGCCAAGAUCCUGCUGCUCUUCGUGGCCGAGUUCCUGCAGCUCUGAGACCCCACUGG